This is a messenger RNA of Oppiella nova, 1341 nucleotides long. The record is from the annotation of a GenBank genome assembly. NCBI's taxonomy places the organism in Eukaryota, Metazoa, Arthropoda, Arachnida, Sarcoptiformes, Oppiidae.
AUGCAGACCAUUGCAGUGAUAGGUAGACUAUUCAAAGAUACGGACAAAGACCUGAAGAUCGCCGACACGAGUCUACAAAGCAAUUGGUUUACUGACGGGUCGAUGGCUUUCUGUAUUAAGUACGAGAAUGAGUUUCGCACCGGACUUGUGUACCCAAAUAAGACAACCAUCAAAUGGGCAGUUUUGGACAAUCACCUCAAUGUCUCGAUGGAAAUCACUCCCAAAACAACUGGAAUCCCAUUCAAUACGACCGCUUUUGACCCAAAGUAUGCGAUCGUACCCAUAGAUAACCAAAAGGGCAAAAGUGUCGUCUUUUUUCUGGGUGUCUCAGGAGGAAAGAGAAAGCUUUUCAGAGGAUUACAGGGAAGGGAGGACUCGACCGACAGUGCCAUCGAUUCUGUAGAUGACUUCAGUUCUCGGGACGGAACCCCUCGUAUUCAACACUACCUCAAGACAUUUGAUUUCAAUCAUAUCCAGAGGCCUGGCAUUCAACAGUUACACCAAGACCCUCUGCUCACUAUCAGUAAUUCAAUUGAUAUCGAAGAUGAUUCAAAAGUAGAGAAAUUCAUUACUCAUGUGGAAGUGGACGAAAAGGACAAGUUUGGCUAUUUUACAAUGGUUUAUAUUCCACAAUUCAUGAAUUUAUUGGGCACAGCCUCAUUCAUACAAUCUAGUAUUAUGGCCGCACAGUCCGGUCUGAUUCUAGCUCUAGUGCAAAUAGUGAUCGGAACUGCAAUACUAUCGGGAACAUUAUUGUCCUUAGUUGCCCUGCUGACUAAUGGAAAUUUAGUCCUUGCAUUCGCAGACUUUAUUAUCGGAGCAUUUUUACCGCCGACUGAAUAUCAAGAGGUCAAUGGGUUUGUGGGAUGGAGUGGCAGCUGUUUCACCACAAAUCUGUUGCCCCAAUGGAAUGGAUUUACAUUCUUCACCAUGUUCUCCAUCUAUUUGUCUGGACUUUGUGGUGACUUUACUGGAGUUACUAUGGCUUCAAGUGUACGAAAUCCAAAAGUAUCGAUACCUAAAGGGUCGCUGUUAGGCAUAUUCACAACUCAGAUGUUAUACGUCAUACAAAUGAUUUGGUUUACAUCGACGUCCAAUCGAUACGCUACUGGAAAUUUGGCUGAUUAUCAAUAUAACAACUAUACCUGUGAUUUGCAACAGAAUUGUGUCAGUGGGUGCAGCAACAACCCCUAUAUGAUGUCCAUUGUGUCUUCAUUUACAUACUUUACGAACCAAACCCAUCACAUCGAACCUAUAUUUUCUGCCGGACUUCUGUCACAAUCCAUGUCCUCAGCUAUGAUUGCCUUUAUAAGUGCGCCCAGAAUGUUACAGGUCAUAUAG